CGGCAAGUGUUUUUUCUCUCACCGUGGUGACACACUGCUCGUCUGCAGAGAGACAGAGGCAGCGGGGAAGAAGACGGCUGAAAAAAGGAAGACGAGGCCCAGCCCAUCUUUUCAUUGAUCUUGAGCCGAUCAAGGGAACCUACACUGAUGAGGACACACUGAGACAAACCAAGGAUGUAUCCUGGCAUAUCAAACCUGGAUUCUGACUUUCCCUCUCUAUGCAGACUUCUGAUCUGACUGAUCGAUCAGACAACGGGAAACUGAUCCGACACGAGGAAGGCCAAAUUUGAUUUGGAUUACAACCGAUUGCAAAACUGCAUUCAUGUGCGAUUGCUACUGUUUGGAAAUGCCAUGCAAACAAUACUCCAAGAAUAAUCAUCUUGGGAAACUUGGGAUUGGCUUUUGUUCCCCAGUGACAUCAUGAUCUCUAACUGGGAUAUCCCUCUGGCUCGUCUGGCCAAAGCAAGACGACAUGCAAGUGGACAUAUCUUCACCUGGAAACUCCUAGCAUCCAGUGAAAUGGAGUAAAACAACUCUUUCUGCUAUAAUUUCUUCCAAACCUGCUGAUCAAAACAAAAAGGUCAUCGUCCUCAGACUGAACCUGGACCCUCUGAGGGGCACCUCAAUGCAGUGUUAGCACUUCAGCGUCAGGACUGGACGCCUGCUUUCAGCCACCUGAGGACUGAGGUGUGGACAGAGUGCCUGGAAGCAAGAGAGAGAGGUGGUCGGCGGGCUAAGUCAGCUCCAAUGGGGGCCGGUUGUGACCCGGUCUGACUCCGGUUUGACCUUGUAGUGACCUUGACCUCUCCGGUCCUGGCUCUCCACCUGCUCUGCUGCCUGGGUUCAGGAACGCUCCGCCCUGGGGCCCAGAACGAGCCAAUCAGGAUGAAGAAGAGCCGCAGCGUGCUGUCUGUGACUGGAGAAGAGGGUAAUGACACAGAUAUAACCGGUUCUGGGGAGAAGGCGGAGUCAUCCCGCUACAGCAGAUCUUACACGUCUGGGGCCACACUGGGGGCCGAGCUACGCAGAGGGAGGAGCAGGAGACUGUCAUCAAGUCUCCAGGUGCCCUGCUGGCUCCGCCCUCGAGAUCGAACUCGUUCCCCGGAGAUCCUGAACAAUGUGUCGCGUCCAACAACUCUACCCCUCCGCAUCCCACCACGCAUCUCCAUAACACAAGCAGAUUCUGACAGUUACGAAGCAGAAAAUGGCGUGUCACCAGGUCACACACCACUCGGAUCUCAGAGUCCAGGCCUCACCCUGCACACCUCCUUUCCCCAGGGCCAGAGGAGAGAGUCCUUCCUUUACCGCUCUGACUCAGACUAUGACAUGUCGCCAAAGACGGUCUCACGUAACUCCUCCCUCGCCAGUGAAGGGCACACAGGAGAGGAUUUCAUCGUCACACCUUUUGCUCAAGUUCUGGCCAGUCUGCGAUCAGUACGGAGCAACUUCACCAUUCUUGCCAAUGUCUCCACACCAACAGUCAAGAGGUCUCCUCUGGGUGGGGUGUGCGUCAGUCCCAGGGCAUCACUAACAGACCAGCAGUACCAGCAGCUUGCCCUGGACACACUGGAGGAGCUGGACUGGUGUUUGGACCAGCUGGAGACCAUUCAGACACAUCGCUCUGUCAGUGAGAUGGCCUCCAACAAAUUUAAAAGGAUGCUGAACCGGGAGCUGUCCCACCUGUCAGAGAUGAGUCGCUCUGGGAACCAGGUGUCUGAGUACAUCUCCAGCACCUUCAUGGACAAGCAGAACGAGGUGGAAAUCCCGUCUCCAACCCUCAAAGACAAACCUAUGAGUCACAUCAGCGGAGUGAGGAAACUGUCCCACAGCUCCAGCCUCUCCAGCACUUCCAUGCCUCGCUUCGGAGUCAAUACGGACCACGAGGAAGAGCUUGCCAAGGAACUCGAGGAUCUUGACAAGUGGAGUUUCAACAUAUUCAGAGUAGCCGAUUUCUCCAACAACAGACCUCUCAGCUGCAUCAUGUAUGCCAUCUUCCAGGAACGAGAGCUGUUGAAGACAUUUAGAAUCCCAGUCGACACCUUUGUCACCUAUGUGAUGACCCUGGAGGACCAUUACCAUGGAAACGUAGCGUACCACAACAGCCUCCAUGCUGCAGAUGUCACUCAGUCCACACACGUCCUCCUCUCUACUCCUGCUCUGGAUGCCGUCUUCACAGACCUGGAGAUCCUCGCUGCUCUAUUUGCUGCAGCUAUCCAUGAUGUCGACCAUCCAGGAGUUUCAAAUCAGUUCCUCAUCAACACAAACUCAGAGCUGGCUCUCAUGUAUAACGACGAGUCGGUUCUGGAGAACCAUCACCUCGCCGUGGGCUUCAAACUUCUGCACCAAGAGAACUGUGACAUCUUCCAAAACCUCACCAAGAGGCAGCGCCAGAGCCUUCGUAAACUCGUCAUCGAUAUGGUGUUGGCCACUGACAUGUCCAAACACAUGACCCUGCUGGCCGACCUGAAGACGAUGGUAGAGACCAAGAAGGUGACCAGCUCAGGUGUGCUGCUCCUGGACCACUACACAGAGAGGAUACAGGUGCUGAGAAACAUGGUGCACUGUGCCGACCUGAGUAACCCCACAAAGACGCUGCCAUUGUACCGACAGUGGACGGAGAGGAUCAUGGAGGAGUUCUUUAGACAGGGCGACAAAGAGCGAGAGAGAGGGAUGGAGAUCAGCGCCAUGUGUGACAAACACACAGCGUCUGUGGAGAAGAGUCAGGUGGGUUUUAUUGACUACAUCGUCCACCCGCUGUGGGAGACGUGGGCCGAUCUUGUGCACCCAGACGCCCAGGAGCUCCUGGACACCCUGGAGGAGAACAGGGAGUGGUAUCUGAACACCAUGCCCCAGUCCCCCUCUCCUCCCCCAGACAGACACCUGCAGCACGACCGCUUCCAGUUCGAGCUCACCCUGGAGGACCUCGAACACAACAACCACAACCACAUACACCUGAGGAGCAGUGGCGGGAGGAGCGGGAGGAAAGCCAUCUGUGAUGACGGCGCCGAGGAGCCAGUGAAGGACGACAAAGAGGAGCUGACAGAGGAGGAACAGAACCACGUAGAGACUGAGAAAGAAGACGAGGAGAACCAUAACAGCGAACAGAAUGGGGUCGAAGAUGAAGAGGAGGAGGAGACGAGUAAAAGAGAGGAAGAGGAGGAGGAGGAGAAAGGAGAGGAAGUAAAUGAUGAGACUAAAGAGGAGGAGGAAGAAGGGGAAAAGGGAGAAGAUGCUGAAAAGGAGGAGGAAGGAGAAGACUGUGAGUUUGAUUCCCGGGUGAAUCGUGCCAAAUCGUCCCAUGACCAGCACUGA
This is a messenger RNA of Cheilinus undulatus (humphead wrasse), 3312 nucleotides long. RefSeq names its product cAMP-specific 3',5'-cyclic phosphodiesterase 4C-like. Gene Ontology annotation, biological process: signal transduction. Gene Ontology annotation, cellular component: perinuclear region of cytoplasm; nucleus; cytosol. NCBI's taxonomy places the organism in Eukaryota, Metazoa, Chordata, Actinopteri, Labriformes, Labridae. The transcript has 18 exons. Gene Ontology annotation, molecular function: 3',5'-cyclic-AMP phosphodiesterase activity. The record is from RefSeq and is a predicted model, not a curated record. The coding region runs from base 886 to 3312 and encodes 808 amino acids.